AAUUUCGGAAGAAUUCAGUCCUUGUUUUUGUAAAUUGAGAACGUAAUGCGCUUUUUGGUGGUUUUUGCAUAUUUAUCGACACUUGCGUACGCGAGGUAUCGAUUCAGAUUCCACACGUGUAUCAAAGAGGACCAGGCGAUUUUGGAGAAGGAAAAUGUGAACUCGCCACGCCAAUUUCUUUUUAUCGAUGACGGACAAUCGCCAAAGUGGAGGGAAAAUGAUCUCGAAGGAAAAGGAAUUCUUAUGAGCUUCGGAAAUCGAUUGAAGAAUCUGACAAACGGAUAUGAGACUGGUGCCGAACAAGCUCUGCGUGUCCUUGAAUUCAACAAUACGGAACACUUUCUUGUGAUCAAUUUUUGGAUGAGAAGCUACUAUUUCAUGAAAAACGGUGAUAAAUAUCAGCUGUCAUACACCGGAACCACCAUCAAACCCGAUUUGAAUCACUUUAUUCGCGUAUACUUCAUCUGCGCUCCAGCGAACAGUCAGAGUGCGUUGAUCGUGUUUGGGGAUCAGUCGAAACCGCGAGUUUUAAAGUCGAAAAAAUCGAAGAGGGAAGCAGCGCUGAUUGAUGAGAAUUCGGGGAAGAAGCUGAAAAAGUGCCAGAAAAUUCGGACGAAAAGAGCGGCGGCGGUGAAUAACUCGACGGAGUGGACACAGACGCUGAAGGAUACUCGGAGACUUAAACAACGUAGCGAAAUCUACUCUUGGGCACGUCUCUCGUUCAUUCACCUCGGUUUCGGUAUGGUAGUGAUCGUCAACGCCAUCGUUUUUUUGUUCUUUUUCAAGUAUUUCAAGAAGUUCAACUCGACGGUGAAGAAUGGAGAUCAGAAGCAGGAAUCGGAUGAGACUGAUGAGAAGACUGAGAAGACUGAGAAGCAGGCGAAAUAGAACUUUUUAGUCUAUCUGUGUUGAAAUAAAGGAAUUGAAAAAAAAAAAAAAAAAAA
Messenger RNA from Caenorhabditis elegans, 944 nucleotides. It is a transcript of the gene Y95B8A.4, whose product is annotated as Protein EMP46. The record is from RefSeq and is marked reviewed. The transcript is spliced from 5 exons. The coding region runs from base 46 to 888 and encodes 280 amino acids. NCBI's taxonomy places the organism in Eukaryota, Metazoa, Nematoda, Chromadorea, Rhabditida, Rhabditidae.